CACCUGUCGAUCUCUCUUAGGACAGGUUGUAAAAUUUGUGUACUUAGCGCAGAACUUGGAUAUCUUAACACAUGUUCGGCGACAAAUGGUCGUCGAUAAAAAUUCCGCUACGCUUUGUAGGAGUUAGACACGUGAUCAGCCACUCUAGUUUUAAAGUGCAGCAUGGAGCUGAUUCCUCGCCUGGAGAUGGUGGGUUCAAAGGUCACAGGCAAGAAGAGAGACCACGACAGGCAUGUCGAGCCGUCUUUACACCCAGAGGACAUUGACCCCCGAUUGAUGACGUCACCUGAAUUCAUGAACAUGCUGGGUUUGACACCAUAUGGAAGGGGCCCGCUGAACUUUGACCGAUUCCCACAAACUUUCAACCCUGGAUACGACUUUGACAACCAGUCGAUGGCGGGCUCCAACCAGCCUCUGAACGGACGGAGGAAAGAGCGCAGACACAAACUGGCGAGAAACGCGGUGAUUGGUCUACUGCUCAUGGGUCUAGCCGGAUGUAUCGUCGCCAUAGGCUUCCUCGCGGCGGAUAGAAAUUCAAACAGGGGCGUGGCAGCGACGGCGGCCGCUGAGAUCUCCACGGAGGAGCUGGCUAAAGUUUUGGCGUCACGCGGCUUGGCUGUCAGGAACUUUUCAGAGGCAGAGCCUGGAUACUCUUUGGUGCCAGUACAACACCAGGCGACACCUGCACCGCUAGAGACGCAACCACCGUCUCUCCCAGCAACCCAGCCACAGCCUUCUGUAGUGACACAACCACCUGCAUCAAUCAGACAAUCCCCGCCCACUGUGGUCCAGUCUCCGCCCCCUAUAGUCCAAACACCACCCUCUGUCAUUCAACCACCGCUGCCAUUGGUCCAGCCACCUACUCCUGUUGUUCAAUCUCCACCCCCUGUAGUACAAAAUCCGCCUCCUGUGGUUCAAUCACCGCCCCCUAUAGUGCAAACUCCGCCUCCUGUACGACCAACCCCGCCCUCUGUAGUUCAACCACCACCCCCUAUAGUACAAACUCCGCCUCCGGUGGUUCAACCUACGCCUCCUGUAGUACAAACCCCGCCCACUGUGGUCCCACCUACCUCCCCUGUGGUCCCACCUACCUCCCCUGUGGUCCCACCUACGCCCCCUGUGGCACAACCAACACCCACUGUAGUGCAAACUCCACCCCCUGUGGUCCCACCUACGUCCCCUGCGGCACAACCAACACCCCCUGUAGUGCAAACUCCACCCCCUGUUGUCCCACCUACGCCCCCUGUGGCACAACCAACACCCCCUGUAGUUCAGUUAACGCCUCCUACGUCCAUAACCCCAUCUAACACAUCGAAACCCCCACCCCCACCCCUUGCACCAGCACCUCAGCCCACUUCAUCGACAACCCAACCCACAAUCACCUCAACACCCCCCACACUUCAGCCAACAACACAAGCACCUCCUCCCCUCCCCUCCCCGAUCCAAACCACAAUUUCAACUACUACCCCCAAGCUCCAGCCCACACCCGCCCCUACAGUCAACCAACCACCACCACCACCAACCCCCACCAUCAACCCACCACCACCACCAACCCCCACCAUCAACCAGCCACCACCUCUUGCGCCAACUAGCAACAAAUUAAAGAUUCAGGUUCGACCACUCGUUCUCAGCAACACCUCUGUGAUUGGCUGCUUGUACAACGACACUGAACCCCCCGACGUGCUGUUUAUAUUACGACUGGACAGCCUGGACAACCCCAAACCCAUGGCGAUCUUCGCCAAGAAUUCGCCGCCAGUUCUCAACGAAACGCUGGAGCCGCUGUACUACGCAGCCAACCAGAACUUGAACAGUGCCGUCAAGAUUUACGCCUUACAGAUACGCCGGGUUCGCUGUGUGGACGCCAAACCCUACAGCUGCUUUGUGCCCACACCCCCUGACGCCCCCAUGAUGGUGGCUGAGGCUAACAGCACCCUCACUUUGCCACCUAAUGUCCAGAACCCUGUAGUGCCAGCCAAGAUUGUGAUUGGUCAGAAUACAACAAUGAGCUGCUCUUCAGUGGAGUUUAACUCGAAAUUCGUUUCCUGGGAGUUGAUGCCACCUAGCCAGACAAGUUUUGUACCGUUUACAUUUCCUGGUCAAAGACUGAUGGGUGCUGCACUAAAUAUUUCAGCUGAGCUCAACUGUGGCAUGUAUAGAUCUACCAGCCUCGUUGUGACCACCUUCAAUGCCAGUUUAAAUGGGGCCAAGGUCAGAUGUGCCUCAGGGUCAACCAAGUACACGUCUAACUUUGCUGUUCUCAAUGUGACAGCCACGGUGUAAACAA
Messenger RNA from Physella acuta, 2284 nucleotides. Its product is annotated as mucin-2. The record is from RefSeq and is a predicted model, not a curated record. NCBI's taxonomy places the organism in Eukaryota, Metazoa, Mollusca, Gastropoda, Physidae.